Messenger RNA from Motacilla alba alba, 4327 nucleotides. It is a transcript of the gene ZAR1, whose product is annotated as zygote arrest 1. Gene Ontology annotation, molecular function: mRNA base-pairing post-transcriptional repressor activity. The transcript is spliced from 4 exons. Gene Ontology annotation, cellular component: cytoplasm. The coding region runs from base 119 to 1279 and encodes 386 amino acids. NCBI's taxonomy places the organism in Eukaryota, Metazoa, Chordata, Aves, Passeriformes, Motacillidae. Gene Ontology annotation, biological process: translation. The record is from RefSeq and is a predicted model, not a curated record.
CACCAGGUGGGGACGGUAAGGGGCCGCAAGGCCGGCGCCCGUGGGGGGCGAGGGAAGCCCGGCCCCGCCCCGGGGGUAUUUAAGGCCGCUGCCCGGGGGUUGUCCCGGGUCCGGUGUGAUGGCCGAGGAGGCGAUGGCGAGCUAUCUCUACUCCACCUACCACCCCUACUCCUACCGCUACCCACCGCCCAAGGGCAAAGGCGGGGCGGCGGGCGGCUGGCGGCCGCGGGGCGGCAGCUACUUCUCGGGCUACGGGGAGGCGGCCGCCGAGUACUUCGACAACUACCAGCGGGCGCAGCUGAAGGCCAUCCUCUCCCAGGUCAACCCCAACCUGACGCCGCGGCUCCGCAAGGCCAACACCAAGGAGGUGGGCGUCCAGGUGAACCCACGGCAGGACGCCUCGGUGCAGUGCUCGCUCGGGCCCCGCACGCUGCUGCGCCGCCGCCCCGGCCCCGCCGCGCCGCGGCCCCGUGAGGCGGAGCGAGAGCAGGAGCUGGGCAGCCCCGCCACCACCAACACCCGCGCCGUGCGCUUCCCCCGCACCAUCGCCGUCUACUCGCCCGUGGCGUCCCGCAGACUCACCGCCUUCCUGGAGGAGCCGAGCCCGGAGCCGGAGUGGCGGCCGCAGCAGCAGGACAAGGCGGCGGCCGUCGAGGAGGAGCCGGCCGCGCUGCGGGAGCAGCGGGCGGCGGAGGCGGCUGCCGUGCGGGCGAGCUGGGAGCAGCCUCCCGAGGUUGGCGCCGAGCCGCUGGGGCAGCGCUCGGCUGAGCCGCUCGGACAGCGCUCGGCCGCCCCCCCGGAGCCGGCGACGGAGGCAAGCCAGGAGGAGCCGGCAGAGCCGUCAGCCCAGGCAGAGCCAUCCGCCCCGGCAGAGGCGGCAGAGCCGUCAGCCCAGCCGGCAGAGCCGCCGGCCUCACCCCAGAAGCAGCAGCAGUCGUCGGCGGGCAAGACCCGCCUGCGCUUCCAGUUCCUGGAGCAGAAGUACGGGUACUACCACUGCAAGGCCUGCAACAUCCGCUGGGAGAGCGCCUACGUCUGGUGCGUCCAGGGCACCAACAAGGUCUACUUCCGUCAGUUCUGCCGGACCUGCCAGAAGUCCUACAACCCGUACCGCGUGGAGGACAUCACCUGCCAGAGCUGCAAGCAGACGCGGUGCACCUGCCCCGUGAAGAUGCGCCACGUGGAUCCCAAGAGGCCCCACCGCCAGGACCUCUGUGGGAGAUGCAAAGGGAAACGCCUCUCCUGCGAUAGCACGUUCAGUUUCAAAUACAUCAUCUGAGGGGAUGGGGUUCUUUGUCUUUGUUUAGGGCUCUUCAAGAAAACUGCAAAUAGAGCAGAGUUUGGUUUUUUUUUUUUUUUUUUUUGGUUGGUAUUGUUGAAGGUACUUGGUGAGAUGUAGCUAGGAAAGCAUGAAAAUAAAAAUAUUGCAAAGCAUACUCAAAUGAUCAGGUGGGUUUGUGCCCAGCUCAGAGGGUGCGUAUUGUAAAUUCUGUAGCUUGUAUAGGCAACAAGCCCAGAGGUGUAUGGUAGAUCAGUGAUGGUCUUGGAAGGAACUGACUCAGGACUUAGUUGACUCUCAGGUGGAAAGGGUUUCUGUUAGUGCUUCUGCUCUUGAACUAAUCAAAUGCUUGAAGUUAACAUCAAAUUGACAUCUGCAGUAGGUAGUAGACUGUCCUUCAUGAUGAACAAAACACCAGUAGUAUUCACUUAUUUUGCACACCUCUAUUCAAUGUACCAAGUAUCCUGCACCUGUUCUUCAUCACUAGAAAAUGAUUGAGAAAUGCCGUGUAAGUACUGAAUCACUUCUACUGGUACAGCUGGCCUGCAUUUAGCUAAGUUGGUGCUUUUGUCUGUAGGUAAAAGCCCAAGAAAGCCUUUUCAGGGAUGGUUCUUAUAAAAUGCUGAGGGACGGAGUCACUGAUGUUAUGGUGAGGUCUCUUGGUUAAAUGUAUUGCUCAUCUUACCUGCACAAGGUUGUGGAGAGCAGUGACACUUCCAAGGAGCAAGGUACAGUAACACUCCAUCUGCUUGGCUUCCUUUUUAACCUGCAGGUGAAGUGCAAGACCUGUACACAGGGUGGAAUAUACUUGAAGAGUUUGAUCUAAUUACAGUUUAGAUGCCUGCCAUCAGAAGGAUUGACACUCCCACAACUCCUCUGGGGUUGGGUUUGGUAGUAAUGGCAGAGCCAGCACUGGUUACUCGCAGAUAGUGCUCUCUGUGGGCUCUUGGUGCUCUCUGUAGGAACACCAUGCUUCAGCCAAGUGUUCCAAGCUGCCUCUGACUAACUUGCAGCAUCACUAUCUGAGCAGGUUCACAAGCUAGUAAAACCUAUACCACUGCCCCAGUCUACCUUUAAGCUAUGAAGCUGGAAAAACUGGGAUGAAAGCCUACUUUUGUGAAUGCUACUGGCACUGUUAAUUCUUAAAUUGCAAAAGGCUUUGUGACUCAUGCUCAGAACUCUUGAGGUAACUUCUCUUUCAAAAGAGUGAUUUUUAUAUUUGCUAUAACAAAUUUAACUACACCUAUACCCAGCUUGAGAGACCAUUCUAUUAAAUGCUGAAGAGAGAAUCAGUCUGAGCCCAUGCUGUAGAACAGCUUCAGUGCCAGUUUCUGUAAGUGGCAGCUAGUGGGUGGCAGGGUAGUCAAGCAAUAUCCUUCGUAUCAACAUUUCUUGUUUGAGGGACAGUGAGUGUUAUUUCUAUAUGCUUAACUCAUCUUGCUGUAAAUUCCUGCCUUAUUUCAAUAUGCCCCUUGAACCUGCUGCAGUAGGCUUAAUGCCUCAGUGUCAAUUUAUUGCAAAGUAAUUUUAUUUAUUCUUGCUGCGUUCAUUGUUAGAGCAGUGAGAGGCAUUCUGGGAAGAAGGAGACCUGCUCCCUCCAGAGCAGAGCACGGUUCUAUUUCAUGCUUCCACCUGAAGUGUUUUUCCAUGUUAUCAGUAAAAGGAAAUAACUCUUGCUUUACUGGCUCACUCAGAUUUUCACAGAAAAUUUCAUCCUUGUUCAAUUUGAAAAGCUGCCCUGCAGCUGGGCAGUGCUCUGUUGUAGAGGCACAUGCCUUGUACUCACCUGUAGUUAAGCCACUGUGAUGAGCAGUGGCAAUCCACUGAGGAAUGCACCUGGGGCCCUCUCUGCAGCCACCUGGCCCCUGCCUCAGUUUGCAGUUGCAGCUGUGAUCUGGGAUGUCUUUAUUUCUGAACAUAUUCCCCUCCAAGGAUGUUCUUCAGUGUUUUCCUGUUUGCCUUCCCCAUUCUCAUGGCUGUAGUCUGUUCCUGAUGCAUGCAUUGAGACACUGACUGUGAUGAGUCUGUGCACCUCGGUAAUGAGUCAGAGAACUGGAGCUCUGUGCCAUGUCAGUACGAAGUCAUGGCAAUGCCAGCAGCUGAAUGCUUCCAAUUUAUACAAGCAUCCUACAAAACAUGGCUUUGAGGAUUACUUGCUGUGAAUAUGGUGACUCUUACGUGAUUAUCGGUAGUAGCCCACAGUGAAAUCUAGCCAUCCCCACCAACUACAAAAAAGCAGUCAAAGCAGCACUUGGUUCUGCAUGAUAAGAUGUAGAACAGGCUUAGCUGAUGUGAACGGAGUGCUGUGCUUCACCAGCAGCGAUGAAGGCUCUCCAUGGUGGGUAAGGAGGCCACCCCUGCUCCCAUCAGCUACUGCAAGGCUCUGUGGCUUGGAGGAGUACAGUGCAGUGGGCAGCCAUAUUAAACAAGCUUUCCUUAAUCCUGUAGUAUUCUUCAGUUCCAGAGUAGCUCUACAUGUCAUCCCUCUUACAUAAAUAUGUUCAAUGCUUUUACUCCUCAAUGCUCAAGUACAAUUCUGUACUCUUUAGCUGUUUUUGAGCUUUAGUGCCAUGUCAUGCCCAUGACAGCACACACUGAUUGUGGGCACUGGUUCCUAGACUCAGCAGGAAGGAAAGCGACUCCUGACCUAUUGUAAUUGUGCAAAUGGAAGGGUGCCAGUUAUUCAAAGCUAUCCUGAACUUGUUCUGUACAGCUUUGUCACAGAGAUUCUUUUGCACAUGUUAGCUCAGUCAGUGCUGUAUUUGCUGCAUCUUACAGGAGCUGUCUCACGUUUUGCUUGUUUCUACACAGCUUUACCAUAGCUUUGGAUUUGGCACAGGCCUGGCAUCAUGUAAUGCAGGGUGACAGCUCAUGCAGUAGUUGAGUAAUUUUUGAAAAGCUUAAUGAAAUUAAAGCAGUAUCAAAAGACAGUCAUCUAAGAUGAUUCUGCUCAUUAGGGCAGGUUCUACUAGCCAUUACAAAUGGAGGAAGUUGUGUAACAUAAGGAAUUACAUAUAUGAAUUCAGCUUUGAGUUUCAUGAGAAAUCC